AAACAAUAACAAUCGACAAGAAUCUAUAGCUUCACUGUCGGAUCCAGCCUGGGCCCGCCACCUAUAAAACUCUCUGUAUAUUUCUCCGACUUAAAUAUCACGCAACUCGCAUUUUCUGAUAUCCAGAAGAAGCCGAUGCACAGCGUAGAAAGCAGUCCCGAGCGGCCGAUCGUCAACGCUCUUUUCUGAUCCACAGAUAUCUUCGCACUUCUUGCCGCUCUCGCUUUCAGGCGGUAAGGAUGUCGACGCCAGCGAGGAAAAGAUUGAUGAGGGAUUUCAAGCGGCUGCAACAAGAUCCCCCGGCAGGCAUCAGUGGCGCCCCCUGCGACAACAACAUUAUGCAAUGGAACGCUGUUAUCUUUGGUCCUGAUGACACUCCCUGGGAUGGAGGCACAUUUAAGUUGUCACUUCAGUUCUCAGAGGAUUAUCCAAACAAGCCUCCAACAGUGCGGUUUAUCUCCCGAAUGUUCCAUCCUAACAUUUAUGCUGAUGGAAGCAUUUGUUUGGAUAUCCUACAAAAUCAAUGGAGUCCGAUAUAUGAUGUAGCUGCUAUACUUACAUCAAUCCAGUCACUGCUGUGUGAUCCAAACCCGAACUCCCCAGCCAAUUCUGAAGCAGCGAGGAUGUUCAGUGAGACCAAACGUGAGUACAACAGGAAAGUGCGUGAGAUUGUUGAGCAGAGCUGGACUGCCGAUUAACAAAAUGUGCUUUAUGCUGCUGGCUGCGUCUUCAUGGCGGUGCUUUGUUGCUACAUACAAUGAUACAAUGCUCUUGCCAUUGAAUGUUGUUUUUCUUUUUUUCCUUUAAGGUAUUGUAGUGACUUCAUUAUAUGUGUUGGUUGGUACUUUGCGAGACUUUUGUACAUAUACUUUCAUGUAUCCCUCACCCACCCAUUAUCUGGAAUUUGUACUUCUAAAUGUUUUGUUCCCAAAUAGUUGUUAUUGUUAACAUCUGAACUAAGUUCAUUUAUAAUGACUUGUUUUGCAACCACCACUUUGCCAUGUAAUGGAAAUUGUAUGAAUCAUGCACUUCAAAUCUUUAUUUGCCAGUU
Messenger RNA from Cuscuta epithymum, 1051 nucleotides. Lineage: Eukaryota; Viridiplantae; Streptophyta; Magnoliopsida; Solanales; Convolvulaceae. The record is from the annotation of a GenBank genome assembly.